AACGCACAACCGGGGAACAAAGUUCAUCUGCUGUAAUUUAUGUAACAAAAUCUGUCAUCUCAACAUACGGGUUUAUUAUACUGUUAUUUUAAGGCGAUAUUAUCUAUGGCUGGAAGGCAUUCCAAACCGACCAAUCAGUGUCAAACAACAUGCAUUUUCUACCUCUUUUAGGGUAGAUUGGUGCAAUGGGACUUGUUAUACAACUACUGAAGGAAUUGUCUUAACUCGAUGGCGCAUCACCAGGGUCAGCUUUAACUGCAGUCUAUCGUUUGCUUUUUAAUAUUGUAUAAACAUAUUUUUUAAAGGAUUUCUUAUAUAAUGUUUUCGAGGAUUGCAUUUGGCUCUCAGCCUCUUCGGUCGAAUGUAUUUUUUUCCAAGCCAGUAAAACUUUUGCAAAAACCAAGGACAACUUUUCCUUCACAAGGCAGUUGUGCAGUCCAUGUGGACAGUCCACCCACUAUCCCCACACUUACCACCAGCUAUGCCCACGGCACCUCCUCCAAGUCUCUACUCUUCAGUACGGUCGGUGGGAGCCUCCAGGCUUCAGCUGAACGCUUUCCAGACCGGGAGGCUGUAGUGUUCCUACAGGACGGGGUCAGGAAGACCUUCUCACAGCUCCAGCAGGAUGUGGACCAGGCUGCUGCAGGCCUCCUGGCACUGGGACUGAAGAGGGGGGACCGACUGGGCAUGUGGGGACCCAACACAUAUGAGUGGAUCCUGUUCCAGUUUGCCUCAGCCAAGGCUGGCAUCAUACUGGUGUCUGUGAACCCAGCCUAUCAGGUGCAGGAGUUGGAGUUUGCUUUGAGGAAGGUUGGAUGCAAUGCCAUUGUGUGCCCGACCCAGUUUAAGAACCAGAAGUACUGUGACAUGCUCAGGCAGAUCUGUCCAGAGAUGGACACUGCUAUCCCAGGAUCGGUCAAGAGUGCCAGACUCCCUGACCUCCACACAGUGAUAGUGACAGACAGCCGGCAGCCGGGGAUGUACCACCUAGAGGACGUGAUGCAGGCAGGGAGCAGCCAGCACAUGCAGCAGCUGGAGGAGCUGCAGAAGAAACUGUCCUUCGACGACCCCAUCAAUAUUCAGUUCACAUCGGGUACGACGGGGAACCCCAAAGGUGCCACCCUCUCCCACCACAACAUCGUCAACAAUGCCUACUUCAUUGGCAUGCGACUUGGAUAUGACUGGAGGUCUCAGGUACGCGUGUGCCUGCCUGUGCCCAUGUACCACUGCUUCGGCUCGGUGGGUGGUGGCAUUGUCAUGGCCACGCAUGGCAUCACGUUGGUCUUUCCCUCCACCGGGUACGACGGACGUGCCAACCUGGCAGCUAUGGAGAGUGAAAGGUGUACCUUUGUCUAUGGCACUCCUACUAUGUACAUCGACAUGCUGGGCCAGCCUGACUUGGCCAAGUUUGACUUGUCGUCAGUGGAGGGAGGCAUCAUGGCUGGUUCCCCGUGUCCACCUGAAAUAGUGAAGAAGGUCAUUUCUACCAUGGGCAUUAAGGAGUUUGUAAUUGCCUAUGGAACCACAGAGAACAGCCCGGUGUCAUUCUGUGGCUUCCCAACAGACAAUUUGGAGAGGAAGUCCGAGACUGUUGGGUGCAUUGCCAGUCACAUAGAGGCUAAGGUAGUUGACCCUGGCUCUGGUCAGCUCGUGCCUCUCGGGAUAUCAGGAGAGCUGAUGAUCAGGGGCUACUGUGUAAUGCUGGAGUACUGGGGGGAUGUCGCCAAGACAGACGAGUGCAUUGCCAAAGACCGCUGGUAUAAGACUGGUGACAUCGCCAGCCUGGACAAGUAUGGCUUCUGUCGCAUCGAGGGUCGAAUCAAGGAUAUGAUCAUCCGAGGAGGGGAGAACAUAUACCCAGCGGAGAUUGAGCAGUUCUUACACACCCACCCUAAAGUCCAGGAGGCACAGGUGAUUGGAAUAAAGGAUGAGCGUAUGGGAGAGGAGGUGUGUGCCUGCCUCAAGCUGAAGGCGGGACAGGAUUGCAGUGCAGAGGACAUUAAAGCUUACUGCAAGGGAAAGGUGAGAGAUUGAAUGAAAGAAAGGUUCUGCCACAUCCUGCUGUGGCUAGCCUAAAUCCUUGAAACG
Messenger RNA from Oncorhynchus nerka (sockeye salmon), 2088 nucleotides. RefSeq names its product acyl-CoA synthetase family member 2 (gene acsf2). The record is from RefSeq and is a predicted model, not a curated record. Gene Ontology annotation, biological process: fatty acid metabolic process. The transcript is spliced from 14 exons. NCBI's taxonomy places the organism in Eukaryota, Metazoa, Chordata, Actinopteri, Salmoniformes, Salmonidae. Bases 319 to 2034 code for a protein of 571 amino acids. Gene Ontology annotation, molecular function: medium-chain fatty acid-CoA ligase activity.